UUUCACUUCUCUCUGCACAUAAUUAACCAUGCAAGCCUCUCUUCAUUUCUCCACUACCACCACCUUUUCUAAAACAAUGCCUCCUUUCAAAAAUACGGCGCCGCUGUUAAAGCCAGAGCCUGUUUUUACUCCUCAAACGGAAAAAACUAACUACCCAACUGAGUUGAACCCGAUUCAGAAGCUUGUAGCUUCAGCUUUGGACAAAUUUGAAUCUUCGGUUAUUUUACCGUUGGAGAAUAUGCAUGUGUUGCCGAAAACGGUUGACCCUGCUGUUCAAAUUUCAGGUAAUUUCGCGCCGGUUCGUGAGUGUCCGGUUCAGCACGGUUUGGAAGUUGUGGGCCAUAUUCCCGACUGCUUACGCGGCGUUUAUUUGCGGAACGGGGCUAAUCCUGUGUAUGCACCCACAGGUGGACACCACUUGUUUGACGGUGACGGUAUGAUUCAUGCGGUUAGUUUGGGAGUUGGAAACCGAGCCAGUUAUAGCUGCAGGUACACACAUACAAGCCGGCUCGAGCAAGAAGCCAAAUUGGGCCGGUUAGUUUUUCCUAAGCCGAUUGGUGAGCUGCAUGGACACCUGGGUUUGGCUCGGCUUAUGUUGUUCAUGGCUCGAUCUGGUUUCGGCUUGGUUGACGGUUCACGUGGCACAGGCGUGGCUAAUGCUGGGUUGGUUUAUUUUAACGGAAGAUUAUUAGCCAUGUCAGAAGAUGAUCUUCCUUAUCAUGUGAAGAUCAAGGGUGAUGGUGAUCUUGAAACAAUCAAACGGUUCAGCUUUCAUGAUCAGCUUGAUUGUCCAAUGAUAGCUCACCCUAAGGUGGACCCGGUCACCGGUGAGCUUCAUGCAUUGAGUUACAACGUAUUAAAGAAGCCGUACUUGAAGUACUUCAAGUUCGAUAAGUACGGCAAGAAGUCACGUGACUUGAAUAUAACCUUGGAUCAGCCCACAAUGGUCCACGACUUUGCGGUUACAAGGAAUUUUAUAGUAGUACCGGAUCAUCAAGUGGUAUUCAAGUUAUCCGACAUGAUUCGGGGCGGGUCACCCGUUGUAUACGACAAAAACAAGACGUCAAGGUUUGGAAUUUUGUCUAAAAAGGACGCAGAUGAAUCCGGAAUUACAUGGAUCGACGCGCCAGAUUGUUUUUGCUUUCAUUUAUGGAAUUCCUGGGAGGAAAUAUCCAGCAAUGGUGAUAAAAUUAUCGUUGUUAUCGGGUCAUGCAUGAACCCACCCGACUCGAUUUUUAACGAAUCUGAAACACCACUACAAAGUGAACUAUCAGAAAUUCGGUUAAAUCUGGGGACCAGAGAGUCAACCAGGAAAGCUAUAGUGACAGGCAUGAAUUUAGAAGCGGGUCAAGUGAACCGGAAAUUCCUGGGCCAGAAGACCCGGUUUGUGUACAUGGCCAUAGCGGAACCGUGGCCCAAAUGCAAUGGUAUCGCUAGAGUUGAUUUAGAGACGAAAGAAGUGGCCAAAUUUAUGUACGGCGACGAAAGAUAUGGCGGGGAGCCAUUUUUCGUGGCGAAAAAUGAAAAUAAUAUUAAUGGAGAAGGUGACGGAUAUAUAAUGGGAUUUGUUAGAGAUGAGAAAAAUAAUAAUUCGGAAUUGGUGAUAGUGAAUGCAUUAAAUAUGGAGCAAGUUGGUUCUGUAAAAUUGCCAACUAGGGUGCCGUACGGAUUUCAUGGUACAUUUGUUAGUGAAGAUGAAUUGAAGCAACAAGCUUUGUUUUAAACUUAGUUAAAGGAGGAUGCAUGUAGAAUUGUAGUUCAAGUUGUAGCCGAAAUUAUAUAUAUAUAUAUAUAUAUAUAUAUAAAAAAUGCAUGAUCU
Mercurialis annua (annual mercury) is the source of this 1819-nucleotide messenger RNA. Its product is annotated as 9-cis-epoxycarotenoid dioxygenase NCED6, chloroplastic. Gene Ontology annotation, cellular component: chloroplast stroma. The transcript has a single exon. NCBI's taxonomy places the organism in Eukaryota, Viridiplantae, Streptophyta, Magnoliopsida, Malpighiales, Euphorbiaceae. The record is from RefSeq and is a predicted model, not a curated record. Gene Ontology annotation, molecular function: carotenoid dioxygenase activity. Gene Ontology annotation, biological process: carotene catabolic process. The coding region runs from base 29 to 1723 and encodes 564 amino acids.